Molecule: messenger RNA, 4987 nt
Organism: Styela clava
Lineage: Eukaryota; Metazoa; Chordata; Ascidiacea; Stolidobranchia; Styelidae
Product: ubiquitin-conjugating enzyme E2 E1-like
Source: RefSeq, a predicted model, not a curated record
GUUUUAGAUUUUGGGGCAUUUAAUAAGGUGUUUAGAGAGUAAUUCGGUGUUUAUUAGAGUGUCUUUGCGAUUUACAGAAUUUUAUAGUAACGUUUUGUGUAUUAAAAUCAGGUCUUUUCAUUUCAAGUUUCAUAUUUAAUUCAAAAAAUGUCGGAAUCUGUCGUUGACUCUAGUUUACCUGCCGUGGCUUCCGCAUCUGUAGAAAACGGCGGCGCUUCUUCCACAUCGGAAGAAAUACCAAAAAAUGCAUCAUCAGCCGGGACGAAUGGUACAAAAUCCGAGGAUUCUGCAAAAGCAGCACCAUCAAACACACCUUCCUCAGACGGAUCUUUAAAGAAGAACAAAAACGAACGAGAACGCCGUGCACGUGACAUGGCAUCAGCGUCAAAGUUAUGGCUUUCAAAAUCUUCUGGUGGAAUGUCAACUAGUGCUAAACGGCUGCAAAAAGAGCUUGCUGAUAUUACUUUGGAUCCCCCUCCUAAUUGUAGUGCGGGUCCAAAAGGCGACAAUUUGUAUGAAUGGGUCUCUACCAUUCUAGGGCCCCCAGGAUCUGUAUAUGAAGGGGGUGUAUUUUUCCUUGACAUCAAUUUUACUACCGAAUAUCCUUUUAAACCUCCGAAGGUGAUAUUCAGAACACGGAUUUAUCACUGCAAUAUUAAUAGCCAGGGAGUUAUAUGCUUGGAUAUAUUGAAAGAUAAUUGGAGUCCGGCGCUCACUGUUUCAAAAGUUCUCCUGUCCAUUUGCUCGCUACUCACAGACUGUAAUCCUGCCGAUCCACUUGUUGCCAGUAUUGCGACACAAUUUUUGACCGAUAAAGAUGAACACGAUCGCAUAUCGAAACUGUGGACCAAAAAAUAUGCGACAUAAACUUGAACAUCCUUGUAUUGUUGAAAUUUUGAACAUUCUCCUUUUUCAUACCUUGUUACGUGCUAUAUCUAAAAUCAUUUUUUGAUUACCCCUAUGAAAUUUUCUAAUUCAUUGGGCAUUUACAUACUUGUUAAAAUGCUGCUUUGUGUAAAUGAAAUUUAAUUUACCAAUUCGAUUAUUGUUCUGCCUAUGGGUGAUAUAAGGUUUUGUCAGAUCAUACCUUGAAUGGAGAAUAUUAAUAUUCAAAUUCUGUCUGCUUUUUUUCAACAAAUGCAUUAUUAAUUACCUUGUUUUAAUAGUCUAUCUCCUAGCAGCUGCCAUUUAUUUGAGAAAAGCUGAAGAAAUUGACUGAAUAACGACAAAGGCGCAUAACUUUAGAUUUGAUUUUUAUGGAUAAAAUUCUUUAUUAAGAUUUGAUGUCCACUUCGUUCCUUGAAUUGCUUCUCAAUCUAUAUUUGGUAAUCAUUGUGUGUUGUUAAUUUCACCUGUUUUAUUAAACAAUCAAUAUAUUUCCAGUCAUUUAGACACUUAUUUAAUUCCCAUGCUAACUUUAGAUAAAUUAUCUGUAAGUGAACCCUAAAAUGAAAAUGAGUGUAACAUUGCUGCCACAAUGAUUUGUCAAACAUAAAAAAAAAACUAUUAUAUUUUUGUUGUUUAUAGACAUUGUGUCCCUAUUGAUUUUUAAAUCAUUUAUUAAUCUACUUUCGAUAUCAGUCUGCUAAAUUCCCGACUUAACUAUUUACUUUGACUUCUUACAUUGUUAAUAAUACAGCAAUAAGUACAAAAAGCCACUUGUCGUUACGGGUUUAUAAUCUGGUGAAUGUGAUACUUGAGUUUAUCAAGAGUCUUUCAUUGCUUAUCUUACCACUUGUGAGAUUGGUAAUUUUACCUAUACUGAUCUCGUGUAAUUCAGCAAUAUACGGUAUAUAUAGUAAAAAGGCCAGGCAGAAGAUGGGAUUCUGUUGAUCUAAAUCCUAUUAUUUUAGAGUCUAAAAUUGUAAUAGUGCAAUGUUUUGGACUUCUAACCAGGAAUGUCCCAUUUAUUAUUUUAUGAUAGGCGAAAAAUUAAAUAACUUCUGACAGAAUAAAAUAGAGAAUACUAAUUAAAACAAUGUGUAUCUCAAUUAAUUUAAUCACUACAAAUUUACAAAUGUCUUGAAUAAUUUACUGGACAGAUCCAUAUCAUUAUAAUUAUAUUCGAUAUUUAAAAAUUUAGAAUGUAUUCGGAAUACUAUAUUAUUCCGUUUUGGCCAUUCCUGCUUUUAACCAAUAGUAUAACCUAGCCACUUUUUUAAAAAAAUUACUUCUGUGGGCUAAUUAAAGUAUUUCAUAGUCAUUAAAAAGUGUUGAUUGGUAUACUAUUCAAGUGAAUAUAGUUUUGACAUUUUAGAAUUCUAGCUUGCAAUUGAUUAUGGUACUUAUAGUCAUAAUUUUAAGGUUCUGUGAUGUAGACCAAGGUUGAAUUAGUAAAAUUUCAAUUUGUCCUUCUAUUUUUCACCCCACGCACGGUUAAAUAAUGAAUUAGGCAGGCAAGGCUGAUAGGAAAGAUUCAGGCCCUUUUGAAGAUAUUAGUUUUUACAUAAUGUGAAUGUAUGUGAAUAAGCGCUUUAUAAAAAAAAUUAAAUCCAACAAAACGAUAUUGUAACUGGAGAAAAUGCAAAUUUCAAAAUUCUUCACACAUCUUAGUUAUUACUGGUAGAUCAUUUUUCAUUACGUUAUUUUCAAUUGGAUCAUCCAAUGUUCAUGGAUUAUGUAAUUUCAUAUAUUUUUAAUUGGUAAUCCUAACAAAGUACUAUAUGAAUAAUUUCGGUGUUAGGUAAGCAUAAUUUGAAUACUAUGUCAUGUUACAUAAAGCAAGCGUUUCAGGUUGGCCGCUUUCAUAGAAUGUAUUAUUAAUAUUUUCUUUUUAAUUAGAUGGAAUUUCAUAUUGUUAUUUCUAUCAAUUGAAUUGGUGUAAUGGAAUAUUUUUUACUCUGUGUAGUCCAUCUUUUGAGGUAUAUUUCAAUUUAGAUUUUCCCAUGAAAUCCUUCACCAUUUUGACUUAUGAAAUCACUUGUUCCAUGGUUGCAAAGAAAAGCGACGUUUGAUAACAACGACACUUCCAUCGAUUUAGAAUAAUAUACAAUAUCUACCAUAAAGAUCAGUCAAAUAGUUUAUUUGUAAUUUAUGCAUAUAGAAGAAUGUUUAUGAAAUGAGACUUAAAAUAAUCUCCGUUUUUCACAGUAAAUGGUGUUGCUGUUACAUAAUAUUCUUAAUUAUGUUUCAUAAGCAUUCAAUGUACGACAGAAUAAAAUUCAAAUUAAUUUUUAAACUCCUUAAUAAAAGUGAAGAAAUGUUUUUGAUUCAUUUUUGGAUUGCCUUCUGUUAUUUUCUUUACUAAGAGUCUGUUGAAAGCAUUUUAUAUUCAAAUACGGUUGUUUGAAUAAAUAUUUUAUUAGCCAUUUAUUACACGGCACCCUUCUUGGUCAUUGAUGUCAUUCUUUAUGUAUUUAGUAGACAUGUUGGAUACAAUCACUUCAGAUAUUUAAUUGCAGAAUUCAAGACUGACUCGUUGAAGAGUAGUAAAAUAGCAUGUCAUUUUACUGUAUUUGUAGCUACAUAGGUUUUUCUUAAUAGCCAUCUACAAUACAAACUUUGCCAAAAGUGAAAUCAACUUUAAAAAAUAGGAAAUAUUGAACAUUUUGCCUGUGUUUAAUUCUCUAAAAAAAACUUCAUCGAUUGUAAAUUGCUUCCUGAGAGAAUUUUCCAUUUAAUUAAUCAAUAAGUUGUCAAUUUGUCUUAUGUAUUUAGGACUAGCAGUUAAGUGUAUUUUUACACACACAAAUAAAAUGGCUAGAUUAUUCAACUUCGUCUUACUAUCAUAAGCUGUAAUAUCUCAAGGAAAGUCAUACAAUUAUAUAUUUAAGUCAUUGAUUGUGUACUUCCGACUUUGCGAGUACUUACGGUAAAUUCCAAUGAAAAAAAGUCAAGUACAUAUACCUUACAUACUUUUUUAGCAUAAAUAAUUUCAGUCAUUGUUUUGAAUCAUGAUCAAUGAAAUUGAUUUUUGCGAAACACUAAUAUAUAUAACGUGUCAGGUAGUCUGUGAAAUACAUUUUGUGCCGUUCUUAUACAUGUUCAAUCUGUGGUAAUGUUAUGCCCUAAGAGUAGUUAUUGAUGAUGACAUACUUCACCGCAAACCAACUUAAAAAAAAAAGUACUUAUAUAAUGAAAAAUUGAGUUAAUCCAGAGUUAUGGAGCAAAAUUUGAGUACAAUAUUCGAUGAAUAAUGAAAUUUGAGAAAUAAUAAUGUUUCAUAAUGGUUUUUUAUACUCGCUAAGUAUUCAGGUAAUGCAAAUUAAAUUUUAAUAUAAAAUUUGUAGGAAACCCAUACUUACAAAAAUAUUUUGGUGAAAUAUUGUUCAUAACUUGAAUUGCAGAGUUGAAUUUUUGUUAAGUGUGUGACCAGGUAUUACCAAAACCCUGUGCCAUGCUGUUGUUGCUUAUUAUACUUUAUAUGAUACAUCAAAUGUUUGCUUAUGACUCAAAAUAGAUUUGAAUUUUUUACUGAAAUAUUUGUGUGAAAAUGACACAUUGUUGCUUUGUAUCAUGUUAUAGUGGUUUAUAUCGCUCUUUAAUUACCUAAACAACAAGGUAUGAUCUGAUAAAACAAUUUUAUGCUUGAUCCCUGAUGUUGGCUUAACUUAUAUAAUGCAAUAUCUUAAAAUCUGACCACAAAAUGUUAUUUUUAGACUAUUGUUGUGUUGCAAUAUAAACAUGCCCUAAGCAAAACAGAUUCGGUAUCGUUUAUUAAAAUAUUCUGAAUUGCUCAUGGACUAUUUUCAAUUAUAUAAUUCAUUCUGACUAGUACAUUUUUUCUAGUAGAAACAAUGAAUAAUUGACAUCUCUGAUCGCCAGCUUUUGGUUUUAGCAAUGUAUUUACCAUAUUGAAUUCUCAAAGUGAAUCUGCAUUCCUUUUUACUCUUGGUGUUUUUUCUAUCUACGCGCAAGUAUCUAUGUAGUUAUCGGUGUGUUUUUUGCCUUCUCCAUGUUAUUGUUCUUGUAUUUUAAAUUUCUUAUUUUAUGAUAUUUUGUGGGUUGUACUUGAUGACUAUCAUAUUUCUGGAUGUUUUCUUAUGAA